Gloeophyllum trabeum ATCC 11539 is the source of this 1839-nucleotide messenger RNA. RefSeq names its product endoplasmic oxidoreductin. Gene Ontology annotation, biological process: protein folding in endoplasmic reticulum. Lineage: Eukaryota; Fungi; Basidiomycota; Agaricomycetes; Gloeophyllales; Gloeophyllaceae. The coding region runs from base 28 to 1665 and encodes 545 amino acids. Gene Ontology annotation, cellular component: endoplasmic reticulum membrane; endoplasmic reticulum. Gene Ontology annotation, molecular function: FAD binding; thiol oxidase activity; protein-disulfide reductase activity. The record is from RefSeq and is a predicted model, not a curated record. The transcript is spliced from 6 exons.
GCCCUGUAAUUAUCCAAGCACCCCGGCAUGCGCGUAACACAACUCCCGACAGGUCUCCUGCUCCUUCUCACAGCAUGCCUACAACAACCUCUCUCCUUCGCCUCCAGCCCGGGAUCCUUCCUUACCAGCCCACUCGUUAAAGAGAACCAAGUGCAGGAUGUACUGGAACACCAGCCAGCACAGGGCACCACCUGCAGACAGGACACCACACUUACAGGUCCGAUAGAGACUACUCUGUGCGACUACGAGACGGUCGAAAGCGUCAAUGAAGAGCUGUUCAACAAUCUCAGCGAGCUGGUCAAGACGCCCUUCUUCAAGUACUUCCGUGUAGACCUGUAUCGUGACUGUCCGUUCUGGGAAGAGCACGGUUUCUGUAUGAAUCGUGAAUGCGGGAUAACGACGGUGGACGAGAGCGAAAUCCCAGAAAAGUGGCGAGCAGCAGCCCUAAGCAAAGUCGAGCUGCCCUCAGACGAGCAGCGGCAAUCCCUCCCCGGCUGCUACUACCGCGACUCGGACUUCUGCUUCCUCGACGACCUCACCGAGGGCGACUACAUCGACCUCUCCGUCAACCCCGAGCGCUUCACGGGCUACAUCGGCCCGUCCGCGCACCGCAUCUGGUCGACGAUCUACGAGGAGAACUGCUUCGGCGUGUCCGACGCGCAGGAGGAGCUGGGCGGGGCCGCGCCCGAGGCGGGGCAGCAGUGUCUCGAGAAGCGGGUGUAUUACAAGAUCAUCUCCGGCCUGCACGCGUCCAUCUCGACGCACAUCUGCGCGGAGUACUUCAACCAGACGACGGGCGAGUGGGGCCCGAACCUGCCGUGCUUCAUCAACCGCGUCGCCGCGCACCCCGAGCGCCUCCAGUACAUCUACUUCAACACCGUCCUCCUCCUGCGCGCCGUCGCGCGCCUCGGGCCGUACCUCGCCGCGUACGACUACUGCUCGUCGGGCACGCACGCGGACGACGCGCGCACGCUCGCGGUCGUCGGCAGCGUCGUCGCGCUCGCGCGCGAGGCGGGCAGGUUCGACGAGCGCGUGCUGUUCCAAGGCGAGAACGCGGACGUGCUGAAGGAGGAGUUUAAGCAGCAUUUCAGGAACGUGUCGCGGAUUAUGGACUGUGUGGGGUGCGAUAAGUGCCGGCUGUGGGGGAAGGUGCAGACGACGGGCGUGGCGACCGCGCUGAAGAUCCUCUUCGAGCUCGACGAGAAGGCGCUGGAGUGCGUGUCCUCUCUCACUCCCAUUCCGACUUCCUCUGUUCCCGGUGCUGACAUUGCCCCGGGCAGCCCGCGCUCGAACUCGAACCUCCUGCAGCGCUCCGAGGUCGUCGCGCUGAUCAACACGCUGUACCGCUUCAGCGAGAGCCUGCACGCCGUCGGGCGCUUCCGCGAGAUGUGGGCCGCCGCGGACGCGGAGGCGUCGAGCCGCAUCCUCAAGGAGGCCGAGACGCCCGACACGGCGCGGAAUCCGAAGGUCUCGCCGAUCGCGGGCGCGCGCCCGCCGGCGGAGCACGUGUACGUGCGCCUGCGCGCGUGGAUGAGCGCGUGCAAGCAGGGGACGGUCGGGUGCGUGAGCGCGCUCGUCGAGGGCGUGCGGUGGGCGUGGACGCUCGUGAGCUCGGCGUUUAGCAUUAGCGCGAAGGAGAGCGGGCCGGGGAGAGUUGAGUUUUAGGAGACGGUGAGAGUGAGAGUGGAGGCUUUGGAGUAUUUAUUUGUUUCUCAUAUUUUCAGUGGGACGGUAGUGUACAUGGAUAGGAGUAAUAGAGGAGCUCGACGGGCUGAUGCCCUUGAGUUUUGGUAGCAGUGGUACAUACACACGAGACAACCUGAAUGCUGGGAGCACCCA